Messenger RNA from Capsella rubella, 1548 nucleotides. RefSeq lists its product as uncharacterized. Lineage: Eukaryota; Viridiplantae; Streptophyta; Magnoliopsida; Brassicales; Brassicaceae. The coding region runs from base 71 to 1459 and encodes 462 amino acids. The transcript has 6 exons. The record is from RefSeq and is a predicted model, not a curated record.
UUUUUUUUGCAAACCUUCACUCACUCUCUUUUAUUCCACCUUUUCUCGUUGUAAAGCUGACGCGAAAAAAAUGGCGACGAGCUUGUCGUUUGUGAAUGUUGCCGGAAUCUCGUUACCGUCGUCAGGAUUACUUCGCCGGCGUUGGUACAUUGUUUCACGCAAUGAUCUUCCUGAAUUAUCGGCUAAACCAGUCUCUUCGCUGCGUAGCUUCUCUCCUGCUUCGUUGUCGCUAUUUCGUAACGGCAGCGAUCGGUUUCUCUCGCCAGAUUCGUUACCGGAAACAACUUCUCCGAUCCGAUCGGUUACUGUGAGAUCGUUGAGUACGCCUCUCAUUUCUCCAAAUGAUGAAUGGGGAACUUGGACUGCUCUCUUCGCUACUGGGGCUCUUGGUCUCUGGUCGGAGAAGACAAAGGUCGGAGCCGCGAUGAGUGGUGCGUUGGUCAGUACUCUAGUUGGGCUUGCAGCUAGCAAUCUAGGGAUCAUUUCUUCCCAAGCUCCUGCUUUCGCUGUAGUUUUGAAUUUCCUGCUUCCGUUAGCUGUUCCUCUGUUGUUGUUUAGAGCUGAUUUGCGCCGAGUGGUUCAGUCUACUGGAAAGCUUCUCUUAGCCUUUUUGGUUGGAUCAGUUGCCACAACUAUCGGUACAGCUCUAGCAUAUUAUCUAGUGCCAAUGAGAUCGCUUGGCCCGGAUAGUUGGAAGAUUGCAGCUGCCCUCAUGGGAAGGCAUAUUGGUGGAGCCGUCAACUACGUAGCUAUAUCGAAUGCUCUCGGAGUUACACCAUCGGUAUUAGCUGCUGGACUGGCUGCUGAUAAUGUUAUAUGCGCUGUAUAUUUCACGACAUUGUUUGCUUUGGGAUCCAAAAUACCUGCAGAAGCUGUACCACCACCGACUACCGACGCAGAGACGAACAAAGGUUCUGAAACUCAAAACAAAAUUCCUGUGCUACUGAUAGCUACUGGAAUUGCUGUGUCAUUAGCUAUAUGCAAGGUCGGGGCUUUACUAACAAAGCACUUUGGGAUUUCGGGUGGUAGCUUACCGGCUAUAACCGCAGUUGUUGUUGUUUUAGCAACUGUCUUCCCGUCCCAGUUUGGCCGUCUUGCUCCAUCUGGAGAAGCCAUGGCUCUAAUUCUGAUGCAGGUGUUCUUCACAGUGGUGGGUGCAAGCGGAAACAUAUGGACUGUGAUAAACACAGCACCGAGCAUAUUCUUGUUUGCAUUGGUACAAAUUGGGACACAUCUUGCUGUGAUAUUAGGCAUAGGAAAGCUGCUAAACAUCGAGUUAAGGCUGCUGCUUCUAGCGUCAAAUGCUAAUGUCGGAGGACCCACGACUGCAGCUGGAAUGGCGACAGCAAAGGGAUGGAACUCGUUGAUAGUUCCGGGGAUCUUGGCAGGAAUAUUUGGAAUCGCCAUUGCAACUUUCCUAGGUUAUGCAUUUGGAGUUAAAGUUCUCCAGUUCAUGUGAAAUGGUAGUACAAUUUAAGAUAAACAUUUGUGUUAUUUAAAACAAUUUAAAGAUUGAAUUUUUAAUGACUCAAAAGAGAUUUUAGUGGA